AGCGAGCUGCGCAGGCGCCGACAGUCUGACGCCGGCUGCGCAUCGGGACGUGCGCACAUCUCGUGCAAGGAACGCAACAAUACAUUUUGAAAGUAGUUCGCUAACUGUGAAUCGUAUUUAAUUUUUCCCAGUGAAAAAAAAAAAAAAACUUGGCCGUGAUGCGUUACGGGACGGCGCUCGCGCUGCUUCUGACAGUGUGGUGCGGCGGUGUGCGUGCGCAGGGCCGAUACUACGGCAAGGACCUCGGCGCACUGUCCGAGCUUCAUCACGGCGUGCGCGGGCGCGUGUACGCUGUCGACUCGCGGACGCUCUUCAUCAAGGACUUCAACUAUGAUGGCGAAGGCCCAUCUGCAUACUUCUACGUGGGCACCGCUAAAUCGCCGUCGAACGUGGGUGCACUGCGGCUUCGAGACGAGCGCGGCGGCAGCGGUCCUUUGAGGAGGUACCGAGGAGAGGGCGUCACACUCUCGCUGCCUGAUGGCAAGACGCUGCGAGACUUCAAGUGGUUCUCAGUGUACUGCGACGAGUACUCGGUGAACUUCGGUGACGUGUCCAUACCCCGUGAUCUGGACUAUCCUAAGCCCGCGAAGGUGGGCGCGCUCCGAGGCGUUCAUGGUGUUUCUUCUGACCCUGUAGUAGUGGUCGAUGCACAGACACUGCUCGUGCCCAACUUCUCAUAUGAUGGAGAGGCUCCAGAUGCUAAGUUUUGGGUCGGACGUGGAGACAAGCCUUCACCACAGGGGAUCCGCAUACCGGACGAGAACGGCAAGGAGGCGCCACUACGCAAAUACGACAGCAAAACCAUCGUCCUUACGCUGCCUGGGGAGCUGACGGUGUUCGACAUCGGCCACUUUGCAGUGUGGUGUGAAGCGUUCACAGUCAACUUCGGCCAUGUGACCCUGCCACAUGCAGCGCUCGCCAACGUACCGCCCAGCCUCAAGAUGCUCGGUGUAUCACCACAAUCCAAGUUGAAUUGCGAGGUGUUAUACGACGAGCUAGCCUUCGAAGUGAGAUGGGCGGUGGCUGGAGACAGCAUCGUGCUACAGUUGGUUGCCAAACUUGAGGAUGGCGAGUACAUGUCCUUCGGUAUCUCAGGAGACCCGAAACGCUCUCAGAUGGUCGGCGGUGACGUAGCAGUAGCAUGGAUCAACAUGACAACGUUAAAAGGCAACUCGGUGGACUACUACCUGGAUGCAAAAAGCCAAUGUGCUGGAUCACACGGCGCCUGUCCGGAUGAACGGUUUGGAGGGGAAAAGACAAAUUCUAUUCGUCUACUGAAUGCCGCCCUUGUGAAUGGAUAUUCUAUAGUGACGUACCAACGUAGUCUCCGUGCAGCCGAUGAUCUCGAUCUCCCAGUGCUGACCAACGCUAGCCAGCCCAUCAUUUGGGCAUUGGGUCCGCUCAACUCGCGCAAUGAAGUUUCUUACCACCAUCACUAUAAUAAGGAGGACAAGUUCAUAGAGUUUGGUCGGGCGCCUGUAUGGAACUGUCCCAUGCCUGAAGGAGAGGAUGAUGAACGACCACCACCUUCUCAGAAACCAUCAAGUAGCAAACAAGAGGCAACAGCAGUAAUAAAACCGAACCCAGUACCUACUCCGAAACCGGUACCUCGUGUACAACCCUGGGACAUUCCGGCUAUACAGUGCUACGAGCCACCAGAUGGCGUUUUCUACGCACAGAUGGGUCCCACUGGAGGAAAGCAAGGAUACUCUGCUAUUACAGGUCACGUUGGAUGGGGUUUGUCCUGGUACAUUAAUGGUCUCCUGAUUCCCGAGAUUAAUGUGGUUCGCGGCAAGAAAUAUACUUUUGUGGUAGAAGGAGGGUCUGAUCCCGAGGUGCCUGCUAGGUAUCAUCCCUUCUACAUCACCAACGAUCCCGUUGGAGGAUAUCUUCACAAAAGUGAUAAGGAGAAGGAGGGUAUUGAAAUCUAUGCUGGUGUCCGCCGUAGUCGCACUGGGGAACUUCUACCUACAGGCGUCGGCCGUUCUUGCAAUUGGAGUCCAGAUAUUAAUGGACCAGAAGCUGAUGAGUAUCCGAGCUUCGGUGCUUACCAACGCUCCCUAACCCUCGAGUGCGAGCCAGGAAAUCCUGGCAUUGUUACAUGGACACCAGAUCGUCGUACUCCUGACACUGUUUACUACCAGUGUUUCACUCAUCGACAUCUUGGUUGGAAAAUAAAUGUUCUCGAUGAAUGCGAUGCGGCCGAGGCGGAGGAGAGCCGUGUAGUCGAGCAAUAUGCGGUGCCUGAGGGCGAUCUGCAGAGUGAGGAGUCUAUACAGGUACAUAGCCGCGUCCCACCAGACUCUAACUUUUUAGAUCAACGCAAGAAAGUAGAGAAAAUAAUCAAUACGAAAAUAAAUUAUAACGAUUUCAGUAGCAUUAAAGCUGACGGCGGGCUCUCGGGCGACACCAUCAGAACUGAGGUUGUACGGAACCAGCUGUACCCGUCCACAAAGGAGUAUGAAUUGCCUAUAUCCAAAGUACAAAUAAAAGAAGUGAUACAAGCUGUAGAAAGUUUGGAGAGCAAAAUGAAGGAAGAUAUGAGAAAAAAUACGUCGUAUUCAACACCAUCACAGUAUCAAGUACAUGAAGAUGUACACGAGAUAUUUGUGUCAGAGCUACCUAUUAGAGAAGGAGAUGAAUACAUUAUAGAGCCUGGUACAUCACCUGAUAAUUAUAUGUUACCACCAAAUCAAAAACCACUCACACUACAGUCGGUUUUACGCCCCACUGGAUCUAACCGACCAAUGGGAAAUAUGCGACCACCAUUCAGACGACCUGUACCACCAGAAAUAAAACUACGUAGGCCUCCGCCUAUGUUUCAAAAAGGUAAUAAUGGAUAUCCUUUAUCAUUACCAAAUCCACAUGGACCUCAGGGAAUACAAAAGAAGCCAUUGUCACAUAAACACUCUAAUCAUCCUAAUGGUCGAUUGCCACCAAACAUGAAUAGGCCACAUCAGUCAGCUAUACCACCAAUGAAGGCUAUACCACCAUUACACCAUUCUAAGGUUGGAUUUAGUCAAGGUCCUCCUAAACAAAUACCAAAAUUACCCAAUGUUCCAGUGCAAUCUAUAAUAAUGGAAAAACCGGUUUCCAAUAAUAAUUCUCCACAACCAGGUCAAAGUCAAAUGCUAAAUUUGGGCCAAACCGAUAUAAUAGGAAAUCAUGUAGUAAAGAGUCAAAUCACAUUGCCAGGUACUAAUGAUGCUAUUGCACAACAUAGCAUCCCACAAGUAUUUUUGAAUAAACCUAGUUCAGGACAAAUCAUAUUGGGCAAACCAAUGGAUAAUCCGUUACCUUUAGAUCAACAAAUGACCCAAACAAAACAUCAAAUUAUAAGAACGCAUCCCACACCUUUGCCUACAGAAAUUCUUUUAUCUACGACCCACCAUACAAGAAUAGAGAAUGAACCAAAAUUACAAUUACAAAAUGAAAUAAAAUCUUCAGAUUUCAUUGGUGAGUCAGUACCUAGUACAUCUACUUUAAAGCCUGCUGUAAAUACAGGUUUUAAGCCAGAUUCAAUAGUUAUUGAAAGUGGAUUUAAACCAAUAAUUCGAGAGCCAUUAAUGGCAGCCGAAGACAGAAUAACUGAUUCAGGUGACGCUAAUAAUACUAAUAGACGAGAAGACACUGAUGUAGAAGAGGACUACGAUGAAACUCCACAAUAUAUAAAUCAUGCAUAUCCAAGUGAAAAACAAACUGAGUCUUUUGAACCAAUGUUUAUACCAUCACCACCAGAUCAUUUAUUAUCCACAAAUGAUAGAACAAAGGAAAUUUUUCCCAGUAACCACGCAAAAGAAGAUAGACCACAUCCGGUAUAUGUCAAAUCAGAAGAACAGUUAAAUGCGUUAUUUAGUAAAAAGAACUUAGAAAGAGAAGUACCUUCUGAUAUGGUAAUGGAAUCAGACAGAAUAAGUCCCUAUUAUUUACCACCUGACCCUAAAGUGCAAAAAGAACAGUCUCAAAAAUUAACAACUAAAGAUGAACAAAUGAAUUAUUAUACUACGUAUGAUGGAAAGAAUAUCACUAAAUCUUCGGUUUCGACUGUGCCAGAAAUAAAAACUACAACAAAAUUAUUUUCUGCUAAAAUUCCCGCUAAUCCAGAAUUACUUUUAAAAACUCCUCAAUAUGGACCAUUUAUCGGUGAACUUCCACCGUUAGUAUCUAGAACACCCGCUAUUGGAGAGUUAACUAAAGACCAAUUGCCAGAUAAUGACGAUUCACGAACGACGCAUUUGAAAUUAGUUAAUGCUUUUCAAGAUUCUGAAGAUAUAGAUGAGAUUUUAAGUGCAAAAGCCAGUAAAAACUAUGAUAUAAAACAAGAAGAAAAAUUAAAAAAUAAUGAGGAAAAUAAUGAGUCAGACGAGGAAUAUGAAGAGGAUGAGGAGGAAGAGGAAGAAGAUACAAAUACUAGAGAUAAAAGAGACACAAAGACUACACAAUUUGAGAGAGGCGAGGUUCAAGAACAAAUACACACAAACGGGCACAGCGUAGUUGGUAGUCAGGUGGAUUUUGAAUUGCAACAAUCGACCAAAUCGGCAAGUACGUUAUUAUCAUGUACGCCACAUUUGACCUUACUAACUUUAUGUCUGAAAUUAUUCUGAAUGUACCUAAACUAUACUUAUUUAUUUAUUGGUUAAAUUAUUUAAGCCUUGCCAUGAUCGCAUUUUGUGUCAAACAACGUAUGGGUUGUAGGCUGUGGGACUAGCUAGGCUCUCGUCUCCUAUUCUAUCGGUAGUGUAGGCGUCUAUAUCUCAACCACCUGUUACCACUUUGUUACGCGCAUAAUGCAAUUCAAUACUCCGUUAGUUGUAAGGAUUUUUGUAAAUAUUUUUAUUUCUAAUCAAUAAAUUAGUUUUUACGUUUA
This is a messenger RNA of Galleria mellonella (greater wax moth), 4867 nucleotides long. It is a transcript of the gene Skeletor, whose product is annotated as protein Skeletor, isoforms B/C. The record is from RefSeq and is a predicted model, not a curated record. NCBI's taxonomy places the organism in Eukaryota, Metazoa, Arthropoda, Insecta, Lepidoptera, Pyralidae. Bases 159 to 4604 code for a protein of 1481 amino acids. The transcript has 14 exons.